Coturnix japonica (Japanese quail) is the source of this 4681-nucleotide messenger RNA. It is a transcript of the gene CACFD1, whose product is annotated as calcium channel flower domain containing 1. Gene Ontology annotation, biological process: vesicle-mediated transport. Gene Ontology annotation, cellular component: membrane. NCBI's taxonomy places the organism in Eukaryota, Metazoa, Chordata, Aves, Galliformes, Phasianidae. The record is from RefSeq and is a predicted model, not a curated record.
CUGGAGGAGGGGACCCACAAUGCAAUAGGCAGGGAGACGUGGAGGCUGAUCCCACGGCUGCUGGCAUCGCUGCUGCGGUCAGAAACCCUCUAUUGUCAGCCCUGGGGGGGCCCGGCCCUGUAUGGGGGUACGAGGAGAGACCCAGCAGCAGCAGUGCUGGGUUAGGAGCCGCCUCCUGCUCGUUCUAGAGAGGGGGUGUCAUUUAAAGGGGGCGUCCUGCGCUGCUGGGGUUCAGGUGGGGAGCGGGGAGCUGCCCUUUGAUCCCUCAGCAGCAGCAGCGGGGCCAUGAGCUCUCAGGAUGAGCAGUUCCAAGCAGCAGCCCCUGAGUCAGCAUCUUCCUCCAGUGAUGAUGGCAUGACCUGGUGGUACAGGUGGCUCUGCAGGAUUGCCGGGGUCAUCGGGGGCGUGUCCUGUGCUGUCGCUGGUCUCUGGAACUGCAUUACCAUCAACCCACUGAACAUAGCAGCCGGCGUGUGGAUGAUGCUCAAUGCUUUCGUCCUGUUCCUGUGUGAGGCUCCAUUCUGCUGCCAGUUCAUCGAGUUUGCCAACGCCGUAUCUGCGAGGGCAGACAAGCUGCGUGCCUGGCAGAAAGCUGCUUUCUACUGCGGGAUGGCCGUGUUCCCUGUCGUGCUCAGCCUGACGCUCACCACGCUCUUUGGAAACGCCAUUGCGUUUGCGACUGGGGUGCUUUACGGCCUGUCAGCUCUUGGCAAGAAGGGAGAUGCCAUUUCCUAUGCUCGGAUCCACCAGCAGCAGAAGCAAAUGGAUGAAGAGAAGCUCACGGGGUGCCUGGAGGGACAGGCUCUGUGAAGUACAUGAACCCAGGGUGAUGUUUUGGACCCUGAGAUGGUGGUGAAGAUUUGGAAACCCACCCUGUCCUCCCUUUUGCCCACCCCCUCUCUGUCACUCCACGAUUUCCCUGGACACUACAGCAACAACUGGAGCUCUCAGGGCUGGGGUGGGCUGUGCCCCCCUCACACACCAGCAGUUGGACCUCAGUGCUUUGGCUGCUCCCUCCUCCUGCCCACUCAGAACCAAAUAUCUCACGAUCCUCCUUUUUCUUUCUUCCUUUCUUUCUUUUAUGUAUUUAUUUUUUAAUGGUAGAGGUGCUGGCCCUUUGAGUGCUGCUGUAUAAGCCUAAAUACGUAGCCUUUCUCUGUUUUAAUGCCUAUCACAUCUUGCUGAUGCUUGCACUUGGUGUUUUUCAUCAUGCAGGCUUUAAUAUGGGUCCAGUUAGGUCGGACAUUGGAGGCAUCUCUACACACUAAAGGACUUAACAGCAAAAAACCCCCAUGCAUCAAGAUACUGAUGCCUCCAGAGGAAAGAAGCAGUCUGCCCUUUCUCUGGCUACAGCUUCAGGCAGAUAAUGCAAUUUACUUGAAUUAUAAGCAUUAAUUACGUAGUCUUAAUAAGGGUACUUUGCUUCAGCUUCACUCUUUUAUUGGGGAAGAAGGGAAGCGAGGCUUUAAAAGGAUUGUGUUGCUUGAGGCUAAUGGAGGCUGUUUGCAGGUGGGAUGGUUGCUGAUGUGCAAAUGAGUCCUCCCUGAGCCCAGACAGACACUGCUCUGUUCUCUCACUUCCUGUGUCUGCUCCUGCAGUCUGUUCUGAGCCUGGGACCUGCCCUUGGCUUCUGUCUGUACAGCCUUUCUCAUUGGGCUCAUGUGUUUUUGCAUCAGUCCCAGGCUGCUUUUGUAUGGGAAAGAGGCAAAUCCUUGCUUUGCAAACAGGAAAAUCCCAUUUUGGUGGGGUGCUGCUUUAUUCCAUGCACCAUCAGCAGUGCUCCCUUUGGAUUCUAUUUGCUUUGUGUUAGGCAGAACAGAACUGCUCAUUGGGUCCAGAUCUCACUCAUCACGGUUUCUUCUGGGGGAUGGGAGAGGUUGGUGGUGGGGUUUAUUUAUUGUUUUUUUUUUUUUAUGUGAUUGCCUUCUGGUUUUACUUAGGAAAAGGGAGAAUAAUUUAUUUCUGCUUAUUUAAGUGUUUUGAUGAGUCUCAUCACAGUGCAUCAUCUCAUUCCAGGGGUCAAUGCAAAGCGUGCUGUCCUUUGAUCCCUUUGUCUGAUUGCAGUGACAGGAGAUGGCUCUCCCUGCUGGGCCUGGUGCUCAGUGGAGGCAGGCAGGAGCUUCAUCCCUAUACUUGCUGCCUGCUGGCACCUCAGGGUCCCCUUUGUGUUAUUGGGGUGUAGGGGGAUGUUGUCACGCUGCAGUUUGGUUGAGCUGCUGCUGGAGGGCACUGGUGCAUGUGGGCAUUGUAGCAGGAGCUGCACUGUCUCUGUAGGCUGGGGGGGAUUAAGCUGUCAGCGAGUGCUCCUUGUUGGUUCUUUUCUGGAGUUCAAGGAGGUGUGAAGAUUUGCACCAGGCAGGAAUCUGGUGUGGGUUGAUUUGCACGCACAGGACCUUGCAGCUGGAUGUUGGGCAGCCGCUUUGUGCUAAGCCCUUUCCCCCCCUGGGCCUCUGUGCUGUAGUUGCUCUGACACCAGCUUGUCUGGGGCACAGACCUGCCAGCCCAGAUGCAAUGUGGUUUAAUAGAAGUUUUGCUGUUUUAGAGCCCCCCCCAGCUCUGGGCUGGUCCUUUGGCUGCAUGCAGCAUGUGGGACGUUGGCUUUCUAUGUGUGUGCAGGGGCUGCAACCUGUUGCACAGGGCGUGCUGCCUUUGCUCUGUGUGGGGAGAGUGCAGGGAUCCCUGUUAGCAGCCAAGGCCUCUGUGCUCCUUGCAUCCCUGUGCAGCAUCAUGGAGUGGUUGCAGAGCAGCACCCUGCCCAAUGAGCAGGUUUGAUUUCAGGGGGUUUUCAGUAGUUUAAUGGCAUUUAGUAGAGGAACCUUGCAGACGGAGGCGGCAAUAUCAGGGUGAGCACGUCUGCAGUGGGUGGCCUCUCCUCAGUGUGGGUGAGAGCCUGUUUUUGUGGCAAUAGGAAGACUUUUAGAGUAGUAGUAUCACAGUAGUUAAUGUGCUCAUUCACAGUGCAUGGUGGUUAUUAGUUGUGUUUAGAGGCACCAGCUUGGAGCUGUGCAAGAAUAAAGGAAGUGGAAAAAACCCCACUGCAGUGAUUUGAUGGGCUGAGCUCAGUCCCAGGAUGGUUGGUGCAUCUAAGGGGCAUCAGAGAGGCCUUUGAGGGGUGGAUGGGACACUCUUUGUUCCAGGAGACCUCAGGAGCAGGUGAUACAUUGCCUGCAGUGAGUAUGGAAAGACACCUGGGUACUGGCAGUAAAUGUGCACUUGGAAAUGGACUGUUAGACCGUUCCUGGCUGAGCUGUGAACUCCUCUUACCAAGCACAUUUAUACAGCGUGCAACUGCUCCGUGCCCCAUUUGGUCACAAAAAAUGCUGCACUUGUACAUAUGUGCUCCUGGUUCCCCAGGGUCUCUCUGCUGGGCAUGCAAAGAGCAGAACCUCUCGUUCUGCUGUAUGCCCACACCUUGCUGCUCUAAGCAGCAGCUGAUUUUGGAACAGCAAAUUGAUCCUCUAUGUGUGUGCAGUGAAUAAAAAGACCGUUCUACCUCUGGAAAGAGCCACUGUGAUUUCUCACUCUAAAUGCAGCAAAACCCCUCAGGCUUUCUCUAUGGAAGAAAGAAGGUCACUCAGCAAAUACUUCUCUCGAGGCCUGGAGAGCCCAACUUCAAUUCAUAUUUGGGCAUUUCCUCCUUUGGCCCUGGGAAGCUCAAUUCAUCUUUGUCAUUAUUUUUUCUUUCUCCUCAGGAAAAAAAACAUCCACUGUCUGCAGGGAAAGGUUUCAUUGAAGUGAGGAUAUCGAGAGCUGGUCCAUAGCCAUGUGAGGAGGAGAAUGCUGUAGGACAGGGCUGCCAGAGAGCCUGAUCUGCUGUAGGUCAAUGGAAACCAGAGGCUCUUGAGACCUCAGGCCAUGCUUACGAAUGGUCAUGCUUCAGCCAGGUCUGGACAUCUUACUGGAAAUGGGUCUCAGCUGCAAAGGUUGAGUUUAAUACUGAAAAUUCUGUGUUUUGAUUUUUGGCCCAUCUCUCUUCUUCAGUCCUUGGCUGCUUUAAAUUAGUCCUCUGAUAAAGCACAGAGCAUCUCACUUAGAUGAGAUGCACCUCCUGCUGCAGGGGAUCUAAAGGUAGUUAGGAAUAUCUGACAUCUUAGUUACAUACUCUGCACUGCCUCCUGAUUCCUUGGCAGGAAUGGGAGGACAUGAGCUUGUCCACAACUCUCUGCUUGCCCCAUGCAUUUCAGCAGGCUGACAAGUGCUUGGGCACAUCAUCUCCAGGCUCAGGGCAUGUUGUUAUGUCGUUCUGACCCUCUCUGGGGAGACUCAGGUCAGGCAAUUCCUCACAGCCAUAACCACCUCCUGCACUGUGCUUUACUUAAAAUAAGACCUUAACCACGCAGGACAUUAGGAAAUGGGUAAGAGCAAUUUGCUACUAACUAUGCAGCUGAAAUCUCUAAGUGAUGGAGGUGGAGGCUCUACACACAGCUGUGAUGGAGGCACAUCCACCUUCCUUCUUUGUAAGAUCCUGGGGAGGGAAUGACCUGCCCCACUACAAAGCAUUGUCUGUACUGACUGUGUCUUUCCUGCAGGGAAUCACUUGCACUACAGCUGAAUGUCUGUCUGUUCCCGGUCUUUGUGUUUGGUCCUGAGUUUUCUUUGUGAACUGUGGUUGCUCUUGUUCAUUAGGCUUCUAGUGUAACGUGUUUUUAGAGCAAUAAAACGUGACCGCUUUUUAUACGAA